GGAGGCUGGACGGACUACAACACAGUUGAGGACUUCGGCAACUACAUGCUUGCCGCAGGCUCGACGGAGUUCGAUGGUGUUGCAGACCAAACUCGCAUGGGUAUCCAGGCAAACACGCUGAGCCAAGAUUGGAACUCGUUCUUCAGCGGCUUCAAUGACGACGCGCAGUGGGCCAUCUUGGGCUACUGGAAGACCGCGGACUACAAGGAUGCGCAUGGCGAGGAUUCCACCGCCUACAAGAACGCGGCGCUGUCCGUAUACCAAUACGUCGCUGCUCAGUAUGACACAUCGCUUUGCGGUGGCGGAGUUCCGUGGACCAAUGGUGGAAACUAUAAGAACGCGAUCACGAACGAGCUCUUCUUGACGACGUCGGCGCAAGGCUAUCGGCGCACCGGAGACCAAACCUUCCUCGAUAAUGCCCAAAAGAUCUGGGCUUGGUUGGAACAAUCUGGUAUCAGGAACUCUGACGGCCUAUGGAACGAUGGGUUGGACGCGGACACUUGCCAGAAUAACGGCGAAACGACUUGGACGUAUAAUCAGGGAGUGAUCGCGUCAGGCCUGGGCUACCUCGGCGCCAUAACCGGCAACUCCACUCUGUUCUCUCAAGCAGAACUCACUCUUGACGCCACCAUUUCCAAACUGACCGAGAACGGUGUGCUGAAAGAGGCCUGUGACAGUCCGACCUCGUCCAGCUGCGGAGGAGAUGGGCAACUGUUCAAGGGUAUUUGGAUGAAGCAUGUUCAGUUCUAUCUCGACGCGGUCAAUGAUGCCUCGCGUACUGCAAAGUACAGCUCUUUCCUCGCGGCCCAAGCAUCCGCCAUCGAGACCAACGCACUAACCAGCGACAACGAUAUUGGAAGUCUCUGGUAA
Molecule: messenger RNA, 870 nt
Organism: Punctularia strigosozonata HHB-11173 SS5
Lineage: Eukaryota; Fungi; Basidiomycota; Agaricomycetes; Corticiales; Punctulariaceae
Product: Six-hairpin glycosidase
Exons: 4
Coding region: 46-870 (274 amino acids)
Biological process (GO): carbohydrate metabolic process
Source: RefSeq, a predicted model, not a curated record